UUCGUCUGUUGAAGUAUCAAACUCACGAGAGCUUGUAGUUUGGACGGUUUUGUAGACGUGAAGAAAUCGAAAACUCGCGAAUCUCGCCACAACCGGACGCAAAUUUCGAGUAUAAGAUUAUAUUUCGCCUCCACUCCAUAGGAAAUCAUGGGGUCGUCCAAGAAGCACAAGGAAAAGAGCCGCGACAAGGACGCAGAAGAUCGCCGUCGCGAACAUAAGAAACAUCGCCACAAGGACAGAGACGCUUCAGAUCGGGAUGGGACCCGGGAUAAGGAUAAACGAAAACGCUCCAGGUCCAGGGAAAGAAGCAGGCGGGAGAGCCGCGGCAAAGGGGAGAGGAGCACCGGAGAGCCACGAGUGAAGAAAGAGAAGGUAGAUCUUGGAUAUGAGGAAAGCAAUACAGAAGUGGGGCCCCAGUCUGCAAGUGGGGACGCGUCUCUCAGCAUUGAGGACACAAACAAACUCAGGGCCAAGCUGGGUCUGAAGCCUCUGGAGUUGAAUGAGAACAAGAAGGAGCUUGGGACCAAAGAGGAACCAAUGGUUGCCGAAACCAUCAACCCUGUUCUCAUCCAGCAGCAGAAGGAGAUGAGAGAGAAGCUGGCAGCUAUGAAAGAAAAACGCAUCCUCAACCAGAAACUGGGAAAAGUCAAAACCCUGGCAGAGGAUGACUGGCUGGAUGACACAGCUGCUUGGGUAGAGAGAAGCAGAACGCUGGCAAAAGAAAAAGAAAUGGCAGAGAAAAGAGCCAAACUUCUGGAAGAGAUGGAUGAAGAGUUUGGUGUCAGCAGUCUGGUGGAGGAGGAAUUUGCCCAAAACAAACAGGACGCAUACACAUCCCAAGAUCUUAAGGGACUCAAAGUGCAGCACAAGGUGGAUUCCUUCAAUGAGGGCCAGACUGUCAUCCUGACCCUACAAGACAAAGGUGUGCUUGAAGAGGAGGAAGAUGUGCUUGUAAACGUGGGACUGGUGGACAAAGAAAAAGCAGAAAAGAAUGUGGAGUUAAAAAAGAAAAAGCCUGAUUACAAGCCCUAUGAAGAAGAAGAGACUGUGGAUGACAUGGUCACGUUUAAAUCCCGCUCUGUGCUGUCAAAGUAUGAUGAGGAAAUUGAAGGUGAAAAGAAAAAGAGCUUCCGGUUGAGCACAGGGGGCUUUGCUGAUGGGGAGCGAGAGCGGGAGCUGCAGGCCAUGAGAGAAAUGCUGCGAAACCAGGCACAGUCCUUGGAAAUGCCAGCCCUCACUAUCGCCUCAGAGUAUUACACACCGCAGGAAAUGGUGGGCUUUAAAAAGACAAAACGUCGUGUGAAGAAGAUCAGGAAGAAGGAGAAGCAGACAGUUGCUGAUGAACUUGCACUGGAUGACACUCGCAACACUGAUUUUGGCUCCAGGACACGUGGCCGAGGCCGCAAAACAGUGGAGGAAGAGGGUGCAGAAGUAAAGGAGGAGGAGGUAAGAUUGCCAGAUGAGACACCUGCAAUGUCUGAUGACAUCAGGACGGCAGAAAUGGACAUAAGCGAUGAAGAAGACUUUACACCUCCUGAACCAGCUGUAAUUGAGGAGGAUGAGGCAGAGCAAGAGCUGCAGAAGCAACUGGAGAAACAGAGGAAGCUGAAGCAAAAGCAGCUUCUCAAGGACUCUGGGGAGAAGGUGGCAGAACAGAUCAAAGUGCUCGGUAAAGGUGACAAUGACAGUGAUGCAGACAAGAGGAACAACAUUGUUUUCAAUGCCACAUCAGAGUUUUGCAGAACCCUGGGUGAUAUUCCAACUUAUGGACUGUCAGGCAACAGGGAGGACCAAGAAGAUAUCAUGGACUUUGAACAGGAAGAAGAGAAAGAUGAUGCUGGGGAUUCAGACUCCGAAAUGGAUGAGAAUGUUGGCUGGAGCACGGUUAACCUGGACGAAGAGCAAAAACAACCAGAUUUCUCCACAGCCUCUGCCACCAUUUUGGACGAGGAGCCUAUUGUCAACUCCGGCCUCGCUGCUGCCUUGCUGCUGUGCAAAAAUAAAGGUCUGUUGGACACUCAAAUGCAAAAGGUUGCUCGUGUCAAAGCACCAAAGGGCGCCCUUCCCAACGACAACUACUGCAUCGAGGACAAGAUGGGCUUCGAUGACAAGUACAGUCGCAGAGAAGAAUACAGAGGCUUCACGCAGGAGUUCAAGGAGAAGGACGCCUACAAGCCUGAUGUCAAGAUUGAGUACGUAGAUGAGUCUGGGCGGAAACUCACUCCAAAAGAAGCUUUCAGGCAGCUGUCACAUCGAUUCCACGGCAAAGGGUCUGGAAAGAUGAAGACGGAGAGGAGGAUGAAAAAGCUGGAGGAAGAGGCUCUGCUGAAGAAGAUGAGCAGCAGUGAUACUCCUCUGGGGACAGUGGCUUUGCUUCAAGAGAAGCAGAAAUCUCAGAAAACACCAUACAUUGUGCUUAGUGGGAGUGGGAAAAGUAUGAAUGCAAACACCAUCACCAAAUAAAUACUGAGAGUGUAUAAGAAACAUACACAUGCAUAAAUGCACACACAUACACACACACACACCUUUUAAUUAAAGAAAUUGCUACACUUUAAUGUCAUAGUUAUUACUAGCUUCAUUGUUGUAUUACAGAAUUGUUCAAUAAAAUGAAACUGGUGAGAAAA
This is a messenger RNA of Stegastes partitus (bicolor damselfish), 2624 nucleotides long. It is a transcript of the gene sart1, whose product is annotated as spliceosome associated factor 1, recruiter of U4/U6.U5 tri-snRNP. Gene Ontology annotation, cellular component: U4/U6 x U5 tri-snRNP complex. NCBI's taxonomy places the organism in Eukaryota, Metazoa, Chordata, Actinopteri, Pomacentridae. The coding region runs from base 148 to 2463 and encodes 771 amino acids. Gene Ontology annotation, biological process: mRNA cis splicing, via spliceosome; maturation of 5S rRNA. The record is from RefSeq and is a predicted model, not a curated record. The transcript is spliced from 2 exons.